Messenger RNA from Haliotis rubra (blacklip abalone), 4366 nucleotides. RefSeq lists its product as uncharacterized. The record is from RefSeq and is a predicted model, not a curated record. NCBI's taxonomy places the organism in Eukaryota, Metazoa, Mollusca, Gastropoda, Lepetellida, Haliotidae. Gene Ontology annotation, molecular function: transmembrane transporter activity. Gene Ontology annotation, biological process: transmembrane transport. Bases 123 to 4118 code for a protein of 1331 amino acids. The transcript has 21 exons.
AGCCAUGGUUCUACACGCCGACGCUGGAGCAUUAGAUCAGCCGCCCUAGCCCAUUCUCCAAGGAUUCAAAGGGGGACACUACCACCUGCUCUUUAAAAUCAUCGAACACAUUUCACAACAAGAUGGGUAAAGAGGGAAAUGCUGCUGACACAGAGCCUGACUUUGAUGAAGUCAUUCAUGCAACGGGUUACUUUGGUCGGUACCAUGCCUUGCAGGGGACGCUCCAGAUGUUGAUAGGCUUCUCAGUUGCAUACCCCCUGCUCUCCAUCGUCUUCACGGGCUAUGAAAUUCCUCACAAAUGCAAAGAACUCGUCAAUAUUACAAGCAUCAACCUCCAACAUGUCGUCAUUAACAAUUCAACAAGUAUUGAAUAUGGAGAGUGUGAAAUAAAGGUUGAAAACAACAUUUCGGGUGUUGUGAAAAAGGAUUAUCUCCCUUGCGUCGCGGGACAUAAUUACAGUCAGCCCAUAUAUGUGUCAUUCGUUGCGGAGUGGGACUUGGUGUGUGAGAAGGCCGGACUAGGCGAGCUAUCUCAGACAAUAAUGAUGCUUGGUCAAGGCUUUGGAGGACUCAUCUUUAGCAUCAUGGCCGAUAAGUAUGGGAGGAAGCCCAUCUACAUCGCCACCCUGUACGGUCUGGCCGCACUCUGCUUCGGAAUGGCGUUCUCCAAUGGCAUCCUCGUAUAUAUCAUCAUACGGUUCCUCAUUGGAGCUUUUCAGCAGGGGUCGGGUCUUACAGCGUAUACCAUACUUGUGGAGAUGCUGACGACUGAACAUCGCCCUCUUGCGGGGACUAUUGGUGGUGUAGUGUGGUCCCUCUCCGUCAUGACAUUGGCCCCGGUUGCAUACCUGAUGCAGGACUUCAGCUGGCGAUACCUGCAGAUCGCCCUCAGCUGUGUCACUCUCUAUGUCUUCAUCCUUUACUGCACGCUGGACGAAUCACUACGGUGGCUACUUACAAAUAACAAAAUAGAUGACAGUAGGAGGAUCGUACGGAAAGCCACGGCCAUGAACAAGUCUAACGUGAGCAACGCUCUCAAAGUGCUAGAGCGAACUAUCAGGCUUGUUUCUCAGGUAGUAGUAGCUGAUGCACCAAACACCGCUGACAAAGUGAGUGGAGGAAGUUCCUUGUUGGUGAAUGAGGUCAAGGUUGGCGGCGAGAGUGAAGGCCGGGUUGACGGCAGUGUGCAGUAUUCCAUCCUUGACCUGUUUCGACACAAGGCCAUCCUGUAUACUUCGGCUAUCACCUGGUACAUCUGGACAGUUAACAGUCUGACGUACUACGGGUUGUUCCUGACUGCGUCGUCAUUGGCAGGGGAUCGGUUCCUCAACUUUUUCCUGUCUUGCGUGGUGGAGAUUCCUGGAACGAUCUCAGUAUACUUUAUGCUCAAACGGUUUGGACGACGUCAGGUGGCGAUGAUCUACCAUUUCAUGGCGGGUACCUCUCUCAUACUCUCUGUCAUCAUCCUCACUACCGCAGGUCACACAUAUGCAGGUGGGUCAGCAGCUACUGCACUCAACAUGUUUGGGAAGUUCGCCAUCACUGGAUCCUUCAACGCUCUCUUCAUCUACAGCCCCGAGCUGUUCCCCACAAACCUCAGGAUGGCAGGUUUAGGAAUGGGGUCGACUAUGUCGCGGGUAGGUGGGAUGACGGCACCGUACUCAGAUCGACUGGCUGCGAAGGUGAUAUGGGGUCCAGGGGCUCUGUUUGGGACACUCUGCCUUAUCGCUACGUUCCUCAUACGAUUCCUCCCAGAGACAAAGGGACGAGAACUCCCCACAACAAUAGAGGAAAUCAAUGAGAUGUACACAAGGAAACGAAAACCAAAGCAAGAUGAGAAGCAGGAUGACAGUUUGGCAGUAAUUGGUCUUGAAGAGGCAGCAGUUGGUGUUUUAGAGGCAGUAAUUGGUGUUGAAGAGGCAGAAAUUGGUGUUGAAGAGGCAGCAGUUGGUGUUUUAGAGGCAGUAAAUGGUGUUGAAGAGGCAGUAACUGGUGUUGAAGAGGCAGUAAUUGGUGUUGUAGAGGCAGAAAUUGGUGUUGAAGAGGCAGUAAUUGGUGUUGAAGAGGCAGAAAUUGGUGUUGAAGAGGGAGCAGUUGGUGUUUUAGAGGCAGUAAUUGGUGUUGAAGAGGCAGCAGUUGGUGUUUUAGAGGCAGUAAUUGGUGUUGAAGAGGCAGAAAUUGGUGUUGAAGAGGCAGCGGUUGGUGUUGUAGAGGCAGUAAUUGGUGUUGAAGAGGCAGUUACUGGUGUUGAAGAGGCAGUUACUGGCACGAUGGACCAUACUAACCUCGACCGGGUGCUGAACACGCUGAAAUGGUACGGGAGGUACCAGGCGACACAGUUGGGUCUCAUCUACAUGUCCGUGCUCCCUGGGUCCCUCACCAUCCUCUCCUACAUCUUUGUGGGUUAUGAUGGCCCGCACACGUGCAGUGGGGUGGCAAAUACAUCGGACUUGGGUCUGACUGUCCGGAACGACAGCAGAAUCAGGUACGGCGAGUGCGACAUCUUCGUUGACACCAACACAAGCCAGGGCAUCGUGACUGAACGUACUGAUUGUGUAGCUGGAAACACCUACCUGGAACACAAACAGGUGUCCAUGGUGUCUGACUGGGAUCUGGUGUGUGAGCAGGCAACGCUUUCGGAGCUCACCCAGACUUUGUUUGUGUUGGGGCAAGCGACGGGCGCCAUCUUGUGUUCGUCUCUCUCGGACAGGUUCGGCCGGAAGUGGACGUACACAACCAGUGUGAUGGGCCUGAUCGUCACAGGACUCGUUUUGGCUUUCUCUCCAAACUAUGCCGUUUUCGCGACUUUUCGAUUCAUCGGCGGGAUCUUCCAGCAAGGGACGGAUCUGACGAUAGCGACGAUGAUACUAGAGUGGGCGCCAACAGACAAGAGGUUCAAAGCUGGAACUAUCGGGAGCUGCCUGUGGGGUUGUUCUCUCGUUACCCUCGCGCCCCUCGCAUACCUCCUCCGUAACGUCAGCUGGAGGUACCUACAGCUGGCGGUGGCCUUGACCGCCAUGUAUUCCCUCAUUUUACCCUUCAAACUGGAUGAGACACUCAGGUGGUUGAUGGCCAAUGGAAAAACGAAAGAAGUGGAAAGGAUAUUGAAGAAAGCCGCCAAAAUUAACAACGUCCCAAUAGAUGACGUGAUGGCGUCGUACAAUUACUCCGAGAAGGUCACUCCCAACGCUGCAGACAAGGGCAGUGAGGACAUGGUGCGACCAGUGAACGGGAUUAGCAAUGGUAUCAAGAAAACCGUAGUUGAGGCUACCGUACACGUAGCUACUGACGCCAACGACGUACAGAUGGUCGACUGCAUCGAGAAUGAGUCUACCGCUGAGAUCGAAACUAAGACAUUGCUUCUAAACAGUCAGAACGGGAACGGCGUGCUGCAGAAGAUGACGGACGACGACGACAAUGGAGUAACUCACAAGCCUACUAAAAAGUACAAUCUGCUUGAUAUCCUCAGGAACAAGAUGAUUUUUAAAAACGCACUUAUUGUGUGGUACUGUUGGAUCGUGGAUUCUCUGGUGUAUUAUGGGUUGUACAUGACGUCGUCCACACUGGCAGGAAACCGCUACCUGAACUACUUCUGUAACUCCGUGGUCGAAGUCCCGGCAGCUCUUCUCAUCUAUUUGACUCUAGAAAGAUUUGGCCGGAAGAAGCCUUCACUGAUGUUUCACACCACAGCUGGAGUGAGUUUGCUUGGGGCCGUUCUGCUCACGACAUUCGUGGCUGACAGCCAGGCGGCCCAGAUCGCCGCCACCAUCUUGUCUAUGAUCGGGAAACUCACGAUUACGACGGCCUUCGGCACCCUCUUCAUCUACACUCCGGAACUGUUCCCUACAAACCUUAGGAACGUUGGUCUCGGAGCAGCGUCCUCGGUGUCUAGGCUUGGAGGAAUGCUAUCACCAUACGCCUCAAAGCUUGCAAAGGUCGUGGCCUGGGCUCCGGGUGCAAUCUUUGUGAUCAUGUGCCUCCUGGCCGGCUUCUUCAUCCAGUUUCUACCGGAAACACGUGGUCACGAGCUGCCGCAGACGAUGGAAGAAAUCAAAGAAUGGUACCGAGCCAACAUCCCCGGCCAGAAAAAGAAAGAUAAACGCUCUGAUGCCAUAUAAUUCUCACCACCUCGGACAUACUGACGCUGAAGUUGAUAGUGUAUGUAAAUAUAAGUAUGAAACCAGCCAUAAAGCGCGUGGUGACAUCAUGUAACUGACAUCCAAACUGCACGUGCCGUCGUGGACAGAAGAUACGCAUCCAGGCGAGAAGAUAUGUAAUCACUCACUUCAAUUUGAAUUUUGUGAACCAAAUGAAGUUGUUAUUGUCGAAACCUCUCCAACUGCCAAAUAAAUUGAUUCUACUGCAA